Ilex paraguariensis (yerba mate) is the source of this 294-nucleotide messenger RNA. Lineage: Eukaryota; Viridiplantae; Streptophyta; Magnoliopsida; Aquifoliales; Aquifoliaceae. The record is from the annotation of a GenBank genome assembly.
AUGGAGCAACGUCAGAAGGUGCUCUCCUUGCGUGGUCGGGUCAACUCAAGUGAAGAAGGGAGGAGAGGUCAUCAAGUGGACUUGGUCAAGUCCAAGGCCAAAAUAUCUAGCUUAGAAUAUGAAAACAAGUCUCUCGCUGAUCGAAUGCUUGUCAUGUCUAAGAAGAAUCUUGAGUCAAAAUGUGUGAAACAAGAUAAAGAUUUUCGUGAAUCAACUGAGUUCUCCAAUAGACUUUCCCAAUGCAAUGCGAAGUUUGAAAGGAUGUUAUCUAUGGGAAAGAGUGUAGGUGAUUAG